UAACAAUUAACAUAAAGAGGGAAGUGUAUACCUAAACUAUGGUAUUACGUAUCAUAGGCUCUUGGAAAGAUUUUAUCUCUUUUGAAAUACACCUUUAUUUCUUUUUUUAUUAACUACUUGCAGGUGCUGCUUCUGUAGCUCCAGUUGUUGCGGCAGAUGGAAGGGAUAGUGCUGCUGACGAAGAAGCACGUCGCCGCGCUGCUGAGGCAGCAAGAAGGGCCAAGAGAAAGAGUGCCGGUGAUACCGAUGCCGACGAAGCGGAGCGGCAGGCUGCGAUGGAUAUUCUGCACAGGCAACUACAGGCCAAGGGCGCCGAGACGUUCUACAAACAUUCUCACUCCGAACUCUCGCACAAGGCCGCCUCGGAUUGGUUGAAGAGUCCAUCCACAGUGCACCAAUCUGUGAAGGAAUCUGGUGAUACGUCGCGUUUGGCCAACAAGUUUGAGCGGAAGCUGGACACGCUUGUCAGUAUCAGUACUCCGGCUCAGCUGCAAGAUACCAUGCAAGAUGUUGUUAUUGAAGCUUCACAUGGUCUUGCCGAAUUCUUUGUUGCCGAGAGUUACAAGGCACUUGUGAAGGAUGGACUUAUAUAUGAAAUGCAAAAACAUGGGAACAAUACAUUGAUUGACAAAAGAGACAUAACUGAGACUAAUUUCUUUGCUGCACAAAGGUUAAAGAAAAUGAAAGGUUCAAUACCAGCAGCGCCAAAUGUGGAGCCAUCUCGUACUGUUGCUCAUCUGUCUAGAAGAUUGGAGGAAACAAUCCGAUGUCGCGCAAUGCCUCGCAAAUUAAUAGGCACUAUGAAAGAACACAUCCGAAAUACUGCUUACUAUUUGUCCGACAUUGUGGCUACACCAGACCCGAACAUUGAGGCCUACGUGGCGCUCCUGAAAGAGAUGGACACGCAGGGAAGCGCGCUGCUCGUUGAGGGAGCCAUCCCCAAAACGUACAAAGAUUCCGCAGCAUACCUUCGAUUAUUGACAUCGUGUGACGAUCAGAUCAACCUCUCUAACUCUGGUUUGGAAAGCAGUACCUCUAGCAACCUGACUAGAAUAAUGAAUAACGUGCCCGAAAGAGGAUACACUAAAUCCGAUUUAGACGGUGUCAUACGUGCACAAACGAAAUUAUUGGUGUCGUACAUCAUGCUUCAAGAAAAAAGGACGGCUCUGCUAAAGCAAGUUGUAGACCGGCUUGCCUCUGCUCCUGAGGGUCUGCUGCUGCGGCACGGUACCAUUCGCCAGUCCAACGGAGACGGAGCUCGCAUAUUAUCCGGAAAGAAUACCGAUCAGCUAACGGUGACUGGUGCAGAUCCCGUAGUGGAGCGUAAAGUUCAAAUCAAGAUUGUUACUUUGAUGGAAGGAUUAGUACCCGAUAACCAAAAAGAACUCAUGGAUGGUGUAAUUGCUGACGCUACUCGAUAUCUUGCUGUUCAUCUCUUACAACCACAUGUGAUUCAAGUGUGCAAGUGCAUGAAGAGCGUGUUCGUGCAAUGCGAGCUGUGGUGCGACGAGAUCUUCAGGCGCAUGUCGCGCCCGUGCUGUACAUGCUCGCGGCAGCUGGUGAUGGAUGCGUUGUCAGAUCUAGCGCCCGGCGAGCGGCUCCAAUCGACUCAGGGAGAUCGCGCCUACGCGCCUGGUAUCGAUAUCACCGUCAGGCCGUGUUCACGGACCUGCACUCGCGGGUCGCCCUGCCCCGCGCCCGCCCCCACCGAGGGCUGCCAGACCUCCUACAUGCUCUACUCCACCAAAUACAACCGCCAGCGCCAGUAUCUCGACUCGCCGACCAAACUCGCACGCUCGUCCGUCUACGACACCACCAUCCAGCCUUCUUCCACCAUCAGCCACUUGUCCCUCGCAGGGUCAAAUCAAUAUUCUUCAUCUCGAUCUUCUGGAGAACAUACUAUAUCUGAAUCUAUACAACCCUCAAGCUCAUGCUUUUUACCCCAAUCGAUUCAAAACAAAAAUUCGAACUCUGAGUUCAUGUCUAAUUCCUUAUCUUACCAUACACCGUCACCGUCUACUGACAAAUCUGGUGCUUGUGCCUUGGAAGGGACCAGGUCACCACCGGGCUUUGGUUGGAGAGCACCUAUUUCGUUAUGUAUGCAAACUAGUCCAUCAAUUUCACGACCAAUCUCAGAGACGCGAUAUACUGGCAGGACAAGUCCGGAUUCAUAUGUUUCAGGCAUACCGGUGAUCUCAACCGACCAAAUGGGCGACUGGCACGCCAUGAUGGUGAGCCUGACGUGGAAUGUGCAAGCCUGGCGCAAGUGGAUACAAGAGACCGUAGACCGCGCGCUGUCUUAUCAGCACAGCAGUCACAGUCAUUUGACAGAUAAAUCUGCAGAAUCAUGGAAUGCUUUUCGGAGAAAAAUAGCAACGGAGGCCCUACAAUGGCGCCAGUACAAUAUUUUCAGUCGCCAGUUGAUUCUACGACUCGCUCUCCGGUACCAGGAUAAAAAGAUCGUCUCCCCGACCAGAGGGUCUGUUAAGAAUAAAAUUUACAUGGACUGUCAAAACGAAAUGUUGCAAGUUAUCGAUAUGUUCAACAAAUGGACCCACUUUAUAUCUGUCAUAGUAAAGGAGACCGAUUCAUUACGACCGCCGUCACCUACUACGGACUCUCAGGAACAUGAUUUGCGAUGGAAUUAUUUCAAAAGUAAAGUGGAGGAAUGUGCAGAAGAUUGGAAAAACUACAAUACGCAAAUAAUUAAAUUAAAUUGGGAAAACCAAUUCAUGGGACUCAUUCCAGAAUGGAUAUCACUGUGGAAAGCAGGCGGGCCAGUGUGGGUGGUGAGCGCGUGUGGCGCGGUGCCGAGCGGCGCGGUGGCGGCCGGCGCGGCGGGCGAGGCCACCUGGGUCGCGCGCACCACCCACCGCGGCCGCGUGCUGCCCGCCGCCCUGCGGCCCUCCAAGCACUGCUGCGUCCUGUACGCGCAGGGCUCCGUGCACCACUACACCAAGUACCAGGUACGUGAGCCAUGCGGGUCACACCACCCACCGCGGCCGCGUGCUGCCCGCCGCCCUGCGGCCCUCCAAGCACUGCUGCGUCCUGUACGCGCAGGGCUCCGUGCACCACUACACCAAGUACCAGGUACGUGAGCCAUGCGGGUCACAC
Molecule: messenger RNA, 3114 nt
Organism: Cydia pomonella (codling moth)
Lineage: Eukaryota; Metazoa; Arthropoda; Insecta; Lepidoptera; Tortricidae
Exons: 25
Coding region: 276-3098 (940 amino acids)
Source: RefSeq, a predicted model, not a curated record